This is a messenger RNA of Paralichthys olivaceus (Japanese flounder), 1363 nucleotides long. NCBI's taxonomy places the organism in Eukaryota, Metazoa, Chordata, Actinopteri, Pleuronectiformes, Paralichthyidae. The record is from RefSeq and is a predicted model, not a curated record.
CAGGUUGUGAGGCUGAUGAUGUGCUGUGAAGAUGGAGGCUCCUGAAUAUCUGGACCUGGACGAGAUCGACUUCUCUGAAGACUCAGUGUAUUCUGUGACGUCUCUGAAGAGCAUCCCAGAGCUGUCCAGGAGGAGUGAUGGUCAGGCUGACGAGAGACCAGCUCCAUCCAUCAACUGGAGUCGUGGCGUUUCCUCCCACAGUGGCGGGGGAAUCAAACCCACAGGGCUCGCUGAGGUCCAUAGUAAGUUCCGGCCGGUGAAGAGAGUCUCUCCCCUCAAACACCAACCUGAGACGACCGACUCAGACUCCGAUGGGAAAGCCCCGGGUCAGGGGCUGGGUCUGGGGGAGCCAGGGGAGGCCAGUAAAGAUGACCCUGGCUCCGACAAGCCAACUCAUGCCUCCACCUCCUCCGACGGGCCGGGGGAGAAGGUGAAGGGCCUGGGCAGCGUCGGUGUGGGUGUCGUCGGAGGGAACAACCCUCAGGCUCUGUUCGGGGAGCUGGAGCACUACGAUCUGGACAUGGACGAAAUCCUGGACGUGCCUUACAUCAAAUCCAGUCAGCAGAUGUCCACGCUGCCUCGCGUCCCCCACGACAAGCGCUCAGUGACGGGGAGCAACCUGGGCGGGGGCACGCUGGAGAGGAACCGGGGAGGAGGGCUGAAGAGCUCCACUUUGUCCCACAACGAGCCCCUGAGCCUGGGAAGCAGCAGCAGCUCGCAGACUCAGUACUGUGUUCUGUCUCCGGUGAAGUGGUCGGACCUGAGGAAGUCCAAGUCGAUGGAUCCAGAUCUCCACCACCUGCACCGCUCCCAGACUGGAGGAGGUUACCAGCCAGAGCUGCUCUCCUCCGGACUCCUCAGCUGCUCGUCCUCCCUCUCCUCUUUUUCUGAUACAGACAAGCUGCUGUCAGCGCGGGUUUACCCAGACUCCCAGACCCAGAGGCCGGGCGUGGAGCCUCCAGGGGGCCCGGCUCUUAUGUUCCCCCUGCCCGGGUGCAGCGUGGGCAGGCAGGACGGCUCCAAGCCCAGGGCCCCUGGAGCAGGAGGAGGAGGUGCAGGAGGGGGUGGGGGGCUCAGGGGGUUUGGAGGUGGAGGAGCAGAGUUGGAUGAGGAGACGAAGAAGAACCAGAACAUCAUGAACAUCGUCAGAGAAGGACAGAUCUCGCUGCUGCCUCACCUGGCAGCAGAUAACCUGGAGCUGAUCAGAGACGAUGAUGGAAACAACCUGCUGCACAUCUCAGCGUCUCAGGGUCACGCUGACUGUCUUCAGCAUCUCACCUCUCUGAUGGGGGAGGACGGACUUAACGAGCGCAACAACCAGCAGCUCACCCCUGCAGGCCUGGGGGUCAAGAACGGUCACCUG